Molecule: messenger RNA, 3881 nt
Organism: Physella acuta
Lineage: Eukaryota; Metazoa; Mollusca; Gastropoda; Physidae
Product: mitochondrial dicarboxylate carrier
Biological process (GO): transmembrane transport
Source: RefSeq, a predicted model, not a curated record
CGAGGUCACGUAUUUUAUAUACAUUGUCGUGCAUUGUUUGUAUGUUGAGUUAAGCUGUUUUGUGUUUAGUGUAACGUUACGGACUUAACUUUGAGACCGAAUUUUUCCUUAAAGUUUCUAAUCUGUCAACCAGAAGUGAGAAUAAAUAUCCAAGGUCCAUUAGACCAGUUACUUACAAGUGAAGAUGGUUGGUGUAGACAAAACUAAAAGAACAGGCAGGUGGUACUUUGGUGGGACAGCCAGUGCCAUGGCUGCAUGCUGCACUCAUCCUUUGGACCUACUCAAGGUACAUUUACAGACCCAGCAGGGGUCUAAGGUAACCUCGCUUCAGAUGGCUGUGAAGGUGGUUAAAAAUGACGGGGUACUGGGGCUUUACAAUGGGCUCUCUGCCUCUGUUUGCAGACAGCUAACAUACUCCAUGACUAGAUUUGCAAUUUAUGAAACUGUGAAGACUUCAUUGACCAAAGAUGGAAGGAACAUGCCAUUUUAUGAAAAAGUUGGUCUGGCUGCUUUUGCUGGGGCUGCUGGUGGCUUCAUUGGGACCCCUGCGGACUUGAUCAAUGUCAGAAUGCAAAAUGAUGUCAAGUUACCAAAAGAAGAGAGAAGAAACUACAAGCAUGCUAUAGAUGGACUGUACAAAGUGGUGCGCUAUGAAGGUCCCCUCAAGGCCUUUAAUGGUGCCACCAUGGCCAGCACAAGAGCUGUGCUUGUUACUGUUGGACAGCUGGCCUGCUAUGAUCAAUUAAAAAAUUUACUCCUCAAGUCUGGAUUUUUUCAAGAUAAUUUGGUUCUACAUUUAACAUCCAGUACACUUGCAGGCACAAUAGCAACAUUAUUAACUCAACCUCUUGACGUGAUGAAAACUAGGAUGAUGAAUGCUCCAAGUGGAUACUAUAAGAGUAUAAUGUCAUGUGCUGUUGAUAUUGGUAAAAAUGGACCUACAGGAUUCUUUAAGGGUUUUAUUCCAGCGUUUGUUCGCUUGGGUCCACACACCGUACUUACAUUUGUUUUCUUUGAGCAAAUUCGCCAAAACUUUGGUGAUGACCCUGCCUGAUUUAGUCCUCACAGCUUAUAUAUUUCUUUUGUUUUUCUUCUAUCUGUUGUGGGAGUAUUUGCUAAAAAGAUUAUACUUUACAUUGAGAGACAAGUUUUCUCAGCAGAAUGUGUUGAAAUACUUUUGUUAAUUUUUUUUAAAUUACUAAUCAACUUUGUUGGCUUUGUAAACAUAUAUUUUACAUCAAUACAUAUAUUACUGUGUACAUGUGCGGUCUCUGAAAUUCUGUACAUUAAGUUUAUGUUAAAGAUAUUAAGAAAAGAUUUACAAUUGAAUCUCAGGCUGUAAAGAUACAUGUUAUCAUUAUUUAAUAUCAGUUUGUGUUACUACAAUGUAGUUUUGCUGACUAAGGGUAGUAAACUAAAACAAAUGUGAAGUGACUUCGAUGCAGACAGUUUAGAAAUACUGAAACAAGAUGUUAAUUUUAAGGGUCAGCAUAUUAUUAAUAUUCAGGCAAAAUUGUUUCACUACUUUUUCUUUUAAUUAUAUGUUUAUGUUUUAAAUGUUAGAAAUAACUAUUGUUGCAGAAUUCAACAGAUUUAAUUACUUUAUACUUUUGUAAAUACCAUUUUAAUUUUUUUUAAAUAUUCUUAAAUAAUUUAUAUUGUGUUAUUAAAGUUCACAAAAUAGCUGUGAUCUUUGUUGCAGAUAUAAAAAAUUGUGUAUCUUGUGAUUUAAGGCUGUGAGUUUAGACAGGUUAACCAGAAAUGCUAAAAGAAACUGCUGGUACAAGGUUAAGCACAGUCUGUAACACAAACAUAUUAUUACAUUUAUAAAUUAAAUUUUGUUUAUUAUGAUCUGUUAGAUAUACAUAUUUUUAAAUGUAUAUUGUUAAAAAAGAUGUAGGUUCAUGUCUGGCUCUCAUUUAGUGUUUUUUUUUACCAUCCUUUGAGCAGUGGCGUGUUUCUCCUCUUAUAGAAUAUUCAUUAUGUUAAACAUGUUCACUGCCAUCUCUUAAUGCUAGUAUUAAUAGUAUUGAUUUCUAAUACAUUUGUCUGUUGGGCCAAGUAUGAAUGUUUAUUGACUUUUUUUUCUAUACUUCAGAAUGCUUAUACUUAAAACCUAAUAACAAACUGUCAUAUUUUGCUGAAAACUGAGUUUAGCCUGACCAUGAAAGUGUGUGUGUUGCUUUUUUUGUCUAUUGUGACCAAUAAGGGGAGAUUGAUAAAAAUCAGACAAAGUACAAUCUCAGGGUUUUGAAUUAGAUGUACUAAUUGGUUUCUUCAUAGUUUAUACAUUAGAUAUACCAAUUGUUUUUUCAUAGUUCAUACAUUAGAUGUACCGGUGGAUUUGUUUAUAUUUUUUUUAUUGUUCUGUCAGAAACCAAGACUUAAGAAAUGGUUGCUAAAAAUAAAUAUUCAAUUUAACAAAAUGAAGCUAUAACAAAAAAUGUCAAGAGUAACUUUUUUGUUAUUGUUAGAUAGUAUUUGAGUGUAAACAAUAACUAACAUUUUGCAUUGUGAGUGGUUCGCAAGAAAUUGGUGAUUAGAAAAGUGCUACUUAAGUAAAGAAAACAUGAUGAGUGAUAGUUAUUCCAUUUAUAGAAUAUUUUUUUAGUGUCUAGUAUGUGUUACAUAUUUGUCUGUAAUAAAUAACCACAUUUCAUUUACUUAACACAUGUACUAACACAAAGUUUAAAAAUUGCAUUUCAUAACUAUAUUAGAACAUUGAUGUAAAAGUGGUGCUACAAAUUAACUAAUACCAGUUUAGUUUUUUGAGUUUCACUCAAGCAUGACAAAAAUUACCGUUUUUAUUUGAUAGAAUAUUAUUAUAGUUUUGUGUAUUGAAUAUAGUUUAUAGCAGUAUAUUAAUUAUAAUAAAAGCCUCACUAGUGUUUGAAAAAAGAUUUUAUACAACUUGUUAUAACACUAUAGUUAAUAAAAGUAAAGUUCCCAUUUGAACCUGAAGGUCUAUUGAAGUAGAGUUCACUUCUUUCUGUGACCUCGACAUAUGAAGGGAUAUAAUUAAUAAUAUCUAAAGCUAAUUACCAUUAAAUAUAGUGGUGUGGUGUAUCUUAUUAUUCGUUGGGGAAAUUUUUAAAAAUACAAGCGUGUAUUAUGAUGUGUAAUAAAAAAUAAGCCUGACACUGACAGCUCAUUUUUUUUAAAUACUAGUUUGAAUUUAAUUUACUACUGAUACCUUGUUAUAGGGCAUUGUGUUGACAUAUAGACAAUCUAGAAAUAACUCAAGAAAUUGUGUUUUGACCUCUAGACCAGCUAAAUGAACAACAAAAAUGUUGUACAAAAUUAUUUUGUAAAAAAAAAACUUAUAUUUUUAAAUUUUUUGAUUGUUUUAAUUAUUCAUUCUGACAAUGUCAAAACUUAAAAACAGUUUUUGUUCUAUUCUUGAGAAUAUGUCCCUUGUUUAUUAACUUCAUUUGAUUUAGUUACUUAUUUAGGUCAGCUUAUUAAAUAUCUCAUUUGAUUUUAGCAACAGUAAACAUACUUUCCUGUACUGGUUGAAGACUUAAUAACUUAGAAGUUUUUAAUGUAAUGCAUAUUUUGCACUUUCCCAAUUUACUGGUACUAAAAAUAGGGAUAACAAAUUUUGUUUCAUUUAUCCACUUCUUUAAACAGGUACUUUGUAUUUUAAAAGAUAAAACUUAUAAGAUUCAGUGUUUUCUUUAUAAUCAGAUACCAAGUUUUAUAAAAUCUGCAAUAAGCUUGGUCAGUAUUUGUUGCAUAAAUGGUGUUGUCAAAAGAUUUCUGAAAACAAAUUCUUAGCUCAACUUGUACUUUAAGACCAGAACAAAUAAAUUAUCCUUAUGCUUCAUGCAUUAAGUGCUUAAAAUAUUUACAGUAUUCAUAUCACUAUAUAUGGGGGUGGG